Sinocyclocheilus anshuiensis is the source of this 628-nucleotide messenger RNA. Its product is annotated as fibroblast growth factor receptor 4-like. Lineage: Eukaryota; Metazoa; Chordata; Actinopteri; Cypriniformes; Cyprinidae. The transcript has 3 exons. Bases 25 to 303 code for a protein of 92 amino acids. The record is from RefSeq and is a predicted model, not a curated record.
UCCAACUGCACCCAUGAACUCUACAUGAAGAUGAGAGAGUGCUGGCAUGCAGUACCAACACAAAGACCAACAUUCAAACAGCUUGUGGAAGAGCUUGAUAGGGUGCUGGUGUCCAUUUCAGAUGAGUACCUGGACCUAUCCACCCCUUUCGAACAGUAUUCCCCAUCUUGUGAGGACACCUCCAGCUCUUGCUCUUCAGACAAUGAUUCAGUGUUUACCCAUGAUGCUAUGUCAACUGACCCAUGCCUCAUUGGCUACCACGACGUGCGCUCUCGGAUGGACCUGAAGACAACAAUGCGAUAGUCCUUUUUGGCUGAGGGCACAAGCUCGUGGACAUCAGAUGUUGCUAUGGAAACACUUGUAUGAAAAGCGGUACAAGGAUUUUCAACCUUUAUUGCUCUGCCUAAGAACAUUAUAACAAUGCUUGGCACUAUGAAAUUUGGUGAUUGGUAGUUUUUACAGAGAAACAGGACUGAGUCUGGUCAUGAGCUUUUUUGUUUCAAGUUUUUAUUGAACGGGUGCUGCUGUAUGUAGAAAGCUACAUUGGAGCAGAAUACAGGAGCGUUUUCAAAACAGACUUUUUUUUAAUAAAGAACAUUUAUUUUGAUAUAAAAAGCAGAUAGCAUUG